Molecule: messenger RNA, 411 nt
Organism: Syzygium oleosum
Lineage: Eukaryota; Viridiplantae; Streptophyta; Magnoliopsida; Myrtales; Myrtaceae
Exons: 1
Coding region: 1-411 (136 amino acids)
Source: RefSeq, a predicted model, not a curated record
AUGGCUUCCUUGAAGAGCUUUGUUCUCGUCGUCGCCCUAAUUUUCUCAACCGUGAACAUGAGCUUUGGUGCUCGCCAUAUGCUACAAACAACUGUGCCGUCGAUACCAACUUUGCCCACCAUACCUACUCUGCCGAACCCAACAUCUUUGCCACUGCCAACCAUGCCGACAUUGCCAAAGAUGCCGCCUAUUCCCACCAUCCCGACCACCUUGCCUCAGCCCACGAUACCGACGUUGCCCACCACCCAGCCAACAUUGCCCACGACUGCUCUGCCGCCACUUCCGAGCUUGCCGACUAUGCCAACCACCGUCCCGAAGCUAACUUUGCCACCCAUGCCGAGCAUCCCUACUUCACUUCCUAAAAUUCCUUCCAUCCCUUUCCUCACUCCACCUCCAGCAAGCAGCCCUUGA